AUGUGGUCUGGCUUCAGCUGGGCACUUGGCGCCCUGGAUAACGCAUACACCCUCACGCAUCUUCGGCCACAGCGGCCACGCUUCUUCGCCGACGGCUGGGGCGACCUCGAGGCGGCGGAAGCAGCGCAAAGCGAGCUCUUCCAGCGCACGCCCGGAGCGCCUCCCAGCCUGCGUUGGGCGGAAGCACGUGGAAACGUGUGUGGUGCGACGUUCCGGAGUCCCCAGGCGGGGCGUCUGCCUGAGGAGGCGCAGGAUGCCCACUUCCUCUUCGUGUCCCCGCAAGAGGAAGGCAAGGCCAAGAUCCGACCGUGGGAGGCCACCAGGGACCCCUCGGACGUUGAGCGCCCUUCGGCCAUCGUGGUGCUCCUCCCGGCCACAGGAGAAGAAACGGCGGAUGCGCGAGCGGCCCUGGCCCAAGAGCUUGCCAAGACGUCGAUGUGCUCCUUGAUCCUGACGGCCCCCUUGUACGGCGACCGGAAGCCCAAGAACCAGCAGAUGCACUACAUCCGCUCCGUCGGAAUGUACCUCGAGCAAAGCACGGCCAUUGUGGAGGAGGCGGCCCUGGCCGUCCGCUGGUGCGUGCAUGCCUGGCCGGGAGUCCCCAUCUGCGUCUCCGGCUACUCCUGGGGUGGCGCUAUGACCUGCCUCACGGCCAUUCUCGCCUCCCGGUGGGAGCCCUCGGCGCAAGUCCUGGCCGUUCCCUACGCAGGCUCCGCCACCCCGGCCGUGCUCGUGGACGGGCUCCUGCAGGACGACAUCCAGUGGUCCUCCCUGGCCGACGGUGAGCCCUUCCAGGAGACCCGCGACCGUCUUCUCCAGGUACUCCUGAAGACGCACCUCUCCAAGAUCAUCGAAUCUGUGGAAGGCCAGGAGGAUGCAGGAACCCAGGGCAAGAUCGCCGGCCUCCAUGCAGUGAGCUUCGAGAAUGAUGCCUUUGUAAAGCCCGAGUAUGGGGAAGAGCUCUUCGCGCUCACGAGCCGGUGCUGCAAGCCAAGUGCGCGCCGCGAGCUCGCGUGGCAGCCGGGGGGUCACGUCUACGCCUUCCUGGCGAGACGCCGUGUGCAGGUGCCGGCCAUCCAGCAGGCCUGCGCUGGGCUUGCCGCUUCGCGGCUGUGA
Symbiodinium natans is the source of this 1116-nucleotide messenger RNA. The record is from the annotation of a GenBank genome assembly. Lineage: Eukaryota; Dinophyceae; Suessiales; Symbiodiniaceae.